AUGGCUGCGAGGACAACAGCAGCGGCGGAUGUCCCCGCGCCUCCAGCAUGCCCCAUUGAGUACCCGAUCGUGUUUGCACGGCAGGGUGAGGAGGCGGGAGACGAGGUGGUGCCCGCCGUCGGUAUCUUCAGCGCGCUGCGGUGGCUACUGCCGGUGUUUCAGUUGGCGGGAUGGCUGCCGAAGCAGGUCAGCAGAGAGAAGGAUGAGGCCAAUGGGACACCGCGUGGCAGCGUGGGCGAGGAUGUCUCUGCGGAGGUGCGAGAGACGAGAAGACUUCUUCCACAUUUUGAGUCCUUCUUCACACGAGAGAGCAAAGUCAUCCCAAACGGCGCCCUGCUGUAUACGGUACAAACAUUCCGUUUUCCCACGCCACGGGGCCCACGCAGCAUCACACGUGCGCUUGUGGAGACCCCGGGAAAAUACUUUUCGCCUCUGCAGGAAGAAAAGGGAGGGGGGCACUUUCUUUGCUGCUACGAGGACAAGCAGCUUCUGCGCUGCUUCACGUACGUGCAGUUGGACCAACUGCGAUUUGCCUGGGUGGCUGUGAGGGAGCUGCUGGAGGAACAUAAGGCGGUGCAGCGAACAGAUGGAACCCUCACUGGACUUGCGCGACGUGACAUUAAAAAAAACAACACGAACAGCAACGAAAUGGCGAAUAGUGAGAAGGCGAACGGUGUUGGCGGCUCAACAACAGCAACAACGGCGAUGGGGGCGGAUGCGGGAUUAUCGACAGCUGCAACCGCUCCCGCCGUCCCACCGCCGUCCAUGGUGAGGAAACCGCACCCCAGCAGCAACGUCAUCGUAGGCCCUACUGCAGAGGCUCGCAAAACACGGGAGGAGUUACGAGAGAAGAAGUAUAUGAGUGAAUUGCUGAAAGAGGAGUGCGCCGCGCGGUGGCCACACACGCCUGUGCACAAGUCUGUUAUUUUUUUAGUGGAGGAGCAGCAGUUGGAGGCGACUGGCGGUCGCAAGGGCCGCAAAGGUCCUCGCAGUUACUUGGCGACGGUUGAACUUCCACUGCUCAACAAGAAGGGUGGUGUUGCGACGUUUAAGGGGCCUCAGUGGUGCACAGCACGAAGGGAUGCAGAAAAUGCAGCAGCUGAAGUAGCGCUGCGUGCCCUCCGCACGAUCAAGUCCUAA
Molecule: messenger RNA, 1140 nt
Organism: Trypanosoma cruzi
Lineage: Eukaryota; Euglenozoa; Kinetoplastea; Trypanosomatida; Trypanosomatidae
Exons: 1
Coding region: 1-1140 (379 amino acids)
Source: RefSeq, a predicted model, not a curated record